Kickxella alabastrina is the source of this 1889-nucleotide messenger RNA. RefSeq names its product P-loop containing nucleoside triphosphate hydrolase protein. Gene Ontology annotation, cellular component: membrane. Gene Ontology annotation, biological process: transmembrane transport. The transcript is spliced from 6 exons. The coding region runs from base 90 to 1856 and encodes 588 amino acids. The record is from RefSeq and is a predicted model, not a curated record. Lineage: Eukaryota; Fungi; Kickxellomycota; Kickxellomycetes; Kickxellales; Kickxellaceae. Gene Ontology annotation, molecular function: ATP binding; ATP hydrolysis activity; ABC-type oligopeptide transporter activity.
CAUCGGCGGCGCUGAGGCCAGGGGUCUCGCAAAGACCGCUCCACGCUCUGCUCCUGGCCAACACAGCCCCACGCAACCCCACAGCCAAAAUGGCCUACAGCACAUUCCAAAGCGCCAAGCACAGCCACGAUUACCAUUACCAUCACCGCAGCAGCAGAGAGGACAGAGACAGCACCAGAGGCACCAAUGGGGGUGCCUCCGGGUGCCUGCUGCCCUCGGGGAUCGUCGGCGGUAUCGCUCUGUUCCUGUACACCAAGCGAACAGCCCCAGUCUACAGCGACGCAGCAGCGGCUAUGGCGCCGGUGUCCUCAGCCAGCGCCCGACUGCAAAUCCUGCAUGCGCAGGCAUCCAAGGUAUCGCUCAAGCUAUCCAAGCCGCAAACAUCGCUGCUGGCGCAGCUCGUGCGGCUCUUGGCGCCCGAAUGCUGGCUGCUUCUGGGCGUGGCACUGACAGCCAUGGGCGCAGCAGUAGUCAACCUGUGGACGCCCCUGGUGACAGGCGACCUGAUAAACGUGAUUGCGCGCAGCGUGCGUCUCUCCCUGGACGACUCCAUCCUGGACGCGCUGCGGUCGCCGGCACGCAAACUGCUGUGCCUCUUGUGGCCAACGGCCCUGGAUGCGCUGCUCGGCCAUGACAUGGCAUUCUUCGAUGCCGUGCAGUCCGGCGACUUGGCAGCACGGCUGGCGGUGGACAUUGGCGAGUUCCAGACGACGCUUAAGCGCAUUGUGUCGCAGGGCGUCAAGGCUGCGACGCUCACCGUGGGCGUUGCCUUCCAGCUCGUGCGCCUGUCGCCGACGCUCGCUGGGGCGCUGGCAGCGACGAUGCCGCCGGUGUACGUGGCGCUGGCGCUGUACGCACGGCUGCUGCGUGCGCUGCGCCGCGAGGCGCGUGGCUGGGAGGGCAUUGCCACGGGCGUGGCCUCGGAGGCGCUGGGCGGCGUGCGCACGGUGCGGGCGCUGGGUGCCGAGCAGGCAGAGCUGCGGCUGUACGCCGAGGCGCGCGGCGAAGCAGCAGCAGCAGCCAGCCGCUUUGGGCUGCACAUGGGGGCGUUCCGCGGGCUGACCAACACGGCCGUAGGCGUCAUGGUCCUGGUGGUCAUGUAUGGCGGCGGCCGCCUGGCUGUGCGCGCCAAGGCUGCGGCCGCGCGCGUGCUGGAAACCACGGCCCUGCGCCCGGCCAUUCCGCGCUCUGGCGGCAUGCGCCCGCAGCUGCUCGGCCAUGUGCGGCCGCAUGCGCCAGUGCUGAGCCGCUUUAAUUUGGACAUUGCCCCUGGCCAGGUGGUCGCGCUGUGUGGGGCGUCGGGCGGCGGCAAGUCGACGGUGGCGGCGCUGCUUGAGCGCUUCUACGACCCGUGCGCUGGCGAGAUCUGGCUCGACGCCUGCCCGUUGACCCGCCUGGAUCCGGCCUGGCACCGUGCACAGAUCGGGUAUAUUCCGCAAGACCCCGUGCUUUUCUCGACGUCCAUUCGCGAAAACCUGCGUCUGGCCAGCCCACAGGCCACAGACGCGCAGAUCGAAGAUGCAUGCCGCCAGGCUAACGCCCAUGUAUUUAUCCAGCAGUUCCCUGACGCCUACGACACUGUGAUCCUCAUCCUGGAUGAGGCCACGUCAAGCUUGGACGCGGAGAGUGAGAGGCUGGUGCAGGCGGCGCUGGAUAAGCUUAUGGUCGGCCGCACCGUCCUGGUCAUCGCACAUCGCCUGACCACGAUUCGUAAUGCUGAUCGCAUUGUGGUCAUGGGCAAUGUGCCUGGACAUAUUGUCGAGCAGGGCUCGCAUGACGAGCUUAUUGCGAAGCGCGGCGCCUACUAUAAGUUAUACACGGAGGCGCGGCCCGAGGAACAUAAAACAAUAGAGUAAAAUAAAUGCAAGCGUAAAUAUAUAUAUAUAUAU